Molecule: messenger RNA, 942 nt
Organism: Hyphopichia burtonii NRRL Y-1933
Lineage: Eukaryota; Fungi; Ascomycota; Pichiomycetes; Serinales; Debaryomycetaceae
Product: mitochondrial 37S ribosomal protein mS45
Exons: 2
Coding region: 1-942 (313 amino acids)
Biological process (GO): mitochondrial translation
Cellular component (GO): mitochondrial small ribosomal subunit
Molecular function (GO): structural constituent of ribosome
Source: RefSeq, a predicted model, not a curated record
AUGAGAAGAUGUGGAGGGGGGAGCUUGCAACUGGUGCGUUCGGCCCAUGUGAAGAGAACUCUUGCCUGGCCCACCGAAUAUAAAGCAGAAGCAGUACCAUUAACCCAUCCCAAGAAAGACCAUUCGAGUUCGUUUAACAGACAAUUGAAGUCAUGGCUUGGGCCUAGAAACGUGAGGGGCGAGUAUUUCAGAAACAAGUAUUACUACCCACCGCAGAACCACACUCCUAAUUAUAUAGUUCCCGAUGGACAAUCGGUGGUGAGUUCGACCAAAAGUCAGGUUCCAUCCUCGAGAUACCGUUUAAACGGUAGAAACCCCUCGCUCCAUCCGUUCCCCACCAAUCUCGCAUGUAAGACUGCCUCGAUCAUUCCUAAUAAUUUAAAAGAUGUCAUAUACCAACGAGUUGCUGAAGAAGGGGUGUCACCUCAUGUGAUUGCCAACGAUUAUAAAAUCAAGGUUGAUAGAGUAGAGGCCAUUGUGACAUUGGCUAAAGUUGAAAAAAGACUCAGACAAGAAAAUAAAAUAAGCAAGGACGCUGAAAAAUUCUCCCAGAUAAUGUACCGUAUGUUCCCAUUAUUUUCAGCCCGUUCCCAUUCAGAAAACUUGACCGAAAUUCCAAUUCCCCGUAAAACUUUGCAACAGCGUUUCUUGAGUAUUUCCGAAUCAGAACCUUUUGGUCCAGUUGACGCUGCCAAAGUCUUGGGAUUGGAACCAGCUAGUGAAACUUUGCAAAACAUCACCAAGCACACUCAUGACGAAGAGCAACAAAAACAUCAUAAGGUCGUUAUGGGUGAAUCCAAGAAAGGCGACAAAGUCGAUUUCAAAUUCAUCCAGGCUAAAUCAGGUAACGUUGGUUUCAGAUACGGUGCUUCCAGAAGAGAUCGUAAGAAAGACAGAGCCGUCAGUUUCGACAAAGAAGGUCGUAUGGUCUACACCCCAUAA